UUCUCGCGGGGCAGUCUAGUUCCAGGUGGGGUCAGGGAGGUGCGUUUGUAGUGACUUCCUCUAACGUUUUGCACAUCCCUUUGUUAUUUGUUUUGUUUUGUUGAGUGGUAGGACAGAGAGGAGUGGAGCUUUUGAACUGGAGAUCGUUUGGAAGGAUGUUUUGAUUGUUUUCGUUAGAUGUUUUGUGUGUUUUAGAUUUGAAAAAAAUCGAAAGACUGUGUCAUUUCGAAAUCGAUUGGCAGGUGGACUGACGACCUAAGAUGGGUUGAAUGUGAAAGUGAGGACAGAGAGAAGGAGCUGACUGAUUAUUCUGAGCGAUGUACGGCCUCGUGCACGACUUGCACAAAGGGCAAGUGCCGGAGAAGAAACACCCGGCGAAGAAGAAGAAGAAGGAACCCGUCGAGCCAUGCUGUCGCCGCUUCGUUCGAUCUCUGAGGAGCUUCGUCCUCCGCCUUCGCGCCGCGGUGCUGGUCCUCACGGCGUCUCUCGGGAUCCCCGCCUUUUAUAUCACGCUUCACUUCCUCCUCGAACCGGGUUUGGCGACGCUGGCGGCACGCUUCGAGCCGGGGAUCUGCCUGGUCACCUCCGCGACGGCUCUCGAGGGGAAGAACAACUGCACGUGGAGCUCGUGUCGCCAAGGGUGCACCGUGCAGGAGAUGUUUCGCUGCUGGAGGAUCCUUGUCCACUUCUACGGGGAAAACGCAUCGCUUGUAAGUCCUCCCUUGGAUGAAAACACCACGGUGCCCCUUCAGACAGCCUCUGGUGUGCCGAAGCCGACGCAUCUUCCUCCCGCAACAUCGGCGCAGACACCCGACGCAGAAGCUGACUUCGCAAGCAACACCUCCAUCUCCGAGACGUCGGGAGAGCAAGGAAUCGGGACGACCAGACUCCUAAGCAGCGUCAAGGGUUGCGGUUACCAGUCGUGCGAGACGUGGGCGGCCCAGUACGCAUCCAUCGGCACGACGUUCGCUUGCAACGUCAGCAGCGACAGGUCCUUCGCCGUGACGAACGCCAACGAUUCCGAUGCGGUCGUGCAGGUCGUCCUAGGUGUGUUACCGCUGAUCCUGACCGUCGCGUCGCUCCUCCUCAUGUACCUGCUCUACUGGCGCAAAGGAGCGCACGACAGGACGCUCAAGCUCUCCCUCGACCCCGAGAGUCGGAGGGCGAAGUGGGAGCAGGCGCGCGUCGAGAUCCUCAAGAACAUGGCGAGCGAGAAGAAGACCUCGCCUCGGGAACUGGGCUUGGCCUUCUCCUCGGGCGUCAAGACCAAUCUCAAGAGCCUGAAGAACCUGGCCGGGGAAGUCCACCGCGCCUGGAAGACAAACGAGAAGAAGAAGGGGAUUGGAGAAGAAGGAAAUGGCCAAGCGAAGAAGGAUUGGGCGGAGGAAUGGCGAAUCUUUGCCGCUAAAGCCUCGGUGCAUCCUACAGUGUCUCCUGCGCGGCGUUUUAACCAGGUCAACAUCAACUUUUCCCCCAAGGCUCAAAUGUCUCUGAAUUGUUGAAAGUCUCAUUUGCUAAACGGCCUGUGCAUCUUAUACCUCUUACUGUAUCUUGCAGUAACCCAGACUCAUGUCAUGUUAAUGUUUAAGAAGUCAUGUAAUGUAAUCUACUCACUUCAGGAAUAUAUUUCAUUAUUUAUACUGUAAGAUGUUUAUAUGCGUGUACGAGUAUGGUCAGAAUUCAUUUUUUCCUUUACUAAAUCUCUACUAUUUGCACCUGAUGAAUACGCAACACUUAGCACCAGCUAUAAUGUUUCAUGUAUAUGUAUAUCCAGACUAGUGUCCUUUCACUCUU
This is a messenger RNA of Penaeus indicus, 1794 nucleotides long. Its product is annotated as protein tipE-like. NCBI's taxonomy places the organism in Eukaryota, Metazoa, Arthropoda, Malacostraca, Decapoda, Penaeidae. The coding region runs from base 318 to 1502 and encodes 394 amino acids. Gene Ontology annotation, cellular component: plasma membrane. Gene Ontology annotation, biological process: regulation of sodium ion transport. The record is from RefSeq and is a predicted model, not a curated record. Gene Ontology annotation, molecular function: sodium channel regulator activity. The transcript has a single exon.